GCUUGCUCGUUGCGUUCGCCGCGCGAUGGCGUUACUAGCGCUUACAGUUCCUGCCAGUUCCUGCUGACCCUUUUCGCCUUCUCUCUCCGCGUGGACGUUAUCCUCGCUGAAAAAAGCUCGUCAAGAUGGGUCGUAUGCACUCGCAUGGAAAGGGUAUAUCCCAAUCUGCGCUCCCCUAUCGACGAAGCGUACCAACCUGGUUGAAACUGACGCCGGAAGAUUGCAAGGAACUAAUAUACAAAUUAGCAAAGAAAGGACACACGCCUUCUCAAAUUGGUGUCAUACUUCGUGACUCGCACGGCGUGGCCCAGGUGCGAUUCCGCACAGGAAACAAGAUCCUGCGCAUCGUGAAGAGCAUGGGCCUGGCCCCGGAUCUACCCGAGGAUUUGUAUUACCUGAUCAAGAAGGCCGUCGCUGUGCGCAAGCACUUGGAACGCAACCGCAAGGAUAAGGACAGCAAGUUCCGUUUGAUUCUCGUCGAGUCGAGGAUUCACAGGCUGGCACGUUACUACAAGACCAAGGGAUCCCUGCCGCCAAACUGGAAAUACGAGAGCUCGACGGCCAGCGCCCUCGUAGCGUAACUUUGUUUAUUGUAUUUACAUAUGCUUUAAUAAACUUCAACAACUGACUCA
Ooceraea biroi (clonal raider ant) is the source of this 632-nucleotide messenger RNA. It is a transcript of the gene RpS13, whose product is annotated as ribosomal protein S13. Gene Ontology annotation, cellular component: nucleolus; cytosolic small ribosomal subunit; ribosome. Gene Ontology annotation, biological process: translation. NCBI's taxonomy places the organism in Eukaryota, Metazoa, Arthropoda, Insecta, Hymenoptera, Formicidae. The record is from RefSeq and is a predicted model, not a curated record. Gene Ontology annotation, molecular function: small ribosomal subunit rRNA binding; structural constituent of ribosome.